AUGGCAUCGCAACAGGACGAUCCUGGGUUCACCUUUCCUCAGGAGGUGGCGUACACCGUCGCCCCGAUCAUUUCAGGUCUCUUGUCGACCUUGGGAUCAACGGCGAUUAUCUGGAUGAUCUUGACGGAUUGGAAUCGAAAAAUUCGUCGUGUCAAGUACCGAAUAUUGUUGGGCUUGAGUUUGUCGGACGCCCUGAGUUCGAUAGUACAGAUGUUCUGGGGAAUCAUGCUGCCCAAGGGGACACCGGGUUCAUGGGGGGCUAUUGGGAACAAGGCAACCUGCAGUGCGCACGGAUUUAUUCUGCAGUUUGGCCUUUCGGGGAGCUUUUACAAUACGGCGUUGUCAGCCUAUUUCUACAAAUCCAUCUGCUUCGGCAUGACCGACGCAACGUUCGCCGCCAAGUACGAACUCUGGAUUCAUCUGACGUCCGUUCUCUUUCCGUUGGCAACCGCCGUAGGCGCAUUGAUUCUGGACAUUUACAGUGUCACCGGAGGAGGGUGUUACAUUGCUCCGGACCCGCUACGAUGUCACCGCCGCGACGACGUAGAGUGCCUGCGGGGAGAAAACGCCUACAAAUACUCCUGGGCAGUCGCCGGAGUACCCGUGGUCAUUUUCCUCCUCUAUAUUACCUACACGAUGUUCCGGAUUUAUCAAAAAGUUCGCCAAGUCUCCCGACGCUCGGAACGAUUCGAGUUUCGCUCAACGCGCGUGUCCUACGAAAUGCCCGAUUCGGAAAAUCCGUCGGAAGAACAACGGCGACAGUCCGUGAACGGCCAAGAUAGCAACGACAACUUUUCGCUCCGCGAAUUGGUUGAGCAGCAUGGGGAUACCACGGAACUGCAGCGGCCUCCCGCGGUUUCAUUCCAGCUCACUGGUGGCAAUACUGGCACGUCAUCCGGAACCGCUUCACCUCCUCCGACUCACCCUCUUCCUUCGGCUUCGUCGCGGGGAAGGACUUCUUUCAACAGCAGAAGAUCCAUCCAGGAUUCCAACCGUGUCAGCCGUAUCCGAGAGACAGCCAUCCAAGCUUUCCUAUACGUCGUUGCUUUCUUUGGAACCCACUUUCCGUCCUUUAUUCUCAACAAUUUGGAAAUGUUUGGGGGCACCAGUCCCUUUUAUUUGGUCUUCUUGGCUUCAUUCGCCUGGCCCUUGCAAGGUUUCUUCAACCUCUUUGUGUUUUUGCGACCGAGAAUACGUAGCUGCCGUCGACAAGAGCCAUCCUUGUCCUACUGCAAGGCCGCCUAUCUGGCGUUGUUCCACUACGACGAAGCUCGCGGUCGUGUCAACGAGUCGCAACUCACGGACGCCACCCCGGAUGCGGCGAAGUUUCCUAGUGGCUCGGACUCGUGCAACGGCAGCCAAGCUCUGCAAAUGAUACGUGUAUCACGUCUCGAAUCCAUUGACGACAAUGACUAUCGAGAAGAAAGCUUGUCUUCUGCGUCCGCCUACGAAGACGAAACCAACAACGGGCCCUCCACGCUCGAUACCGUUGAAAGCUACCCAGCGAGUCAAGUCCCCGACACGGCAACGAUGGCGGACGAAGAAAGCUACUCGCCGGACUCUUUCGAAGCUUCCAAGGAAAUCAAGCACGUUGUUUCUCUUUUACGGACAAAAGAGCACCCGGAAGAGAAUCAGGACCAUGACCGAAAUUAA
Messenger RNA from Phaeodactylum tricornutum CCAP 1055/1, 1653 nucleotides. RefSeq lists its product with no specific name. Gene Ontology annotation, cellular component: plasma membrane. Bases 1 to 1653 code for a protein of 550 amino acids. The transcript has a single exon. Gene Ontology annotation, molecular function: G protein-coupled receptor activity. The record is from RefSeq and is a predicted model, not a curated record. NCBI's taxonomy places the organism in Eukaryota, Bacillariophyta, Bacillariophyceae, Surirellales, Neidiaceae. Gene Ontology annotation, biological process: adenylate cyclase-activating G protein-coupled receptor signaling pathway.